GCAACAAGUUUCCUCUCCCACCCCCGACUUCGCAUCCCGCGUUAGCAAUCGGGACGUGAGUGAGGAUCCCGUGGGCCCUCCCGUGACAACCAGUGAGAUUCUCGGUCUUCCCGGUUCGGCAAAGGGAAAGAAUAGGUGGGGAACGACGGCUGCCUCUGCGUCCCUCUCUUCGACUCAGGUGUCUCUGUUGUUCCAUAAAUAAAACGUCUCACUGCCUUCCGCGAGCGCUAUAAAGGCAGCGGAACGGCGGUCCCGGGGGCAUUCCGGGCGGGCCACCAGCCGACACAGGUCAUGGAGGCGCCCGGCAGCAGGUUGGAGCCGCCACCGCUCCCGGAGUACAGCUGCAGCUACGUGGUGUCGCGGCCGGUCUACAGCGAGCUCGCCUUCCAGCAGCAGUACGAGCGGCGCCUGCAGGAGCGCAAGACGCUGCGGGAGAGCCUGGCCAAGGGCUGCAGUUGUUCAAGAAAGAGGGGCCUUGGUGUGCUGAAGACGCUUCUGCCCGUCCUGGACUGGCUCCCCAAAUACCGAAUCAAGGAAUGGCUGCUUAGUGACAUCAUUUCGGGAGUUAGUACUGGGCUAGUGGGCACGCUGCAAGGCAUGGCGUACGCUCUGCUAGCAGCAGUCCCUGUCGGAUAUGGUCUCUACUCUGCUUUUUUCCCUAUCCUGACCUAUUUUAUCUUUGGAACGUCAAGGCACAUCUCAGUUGGGCCGUUCCCAGUGGUCAGUUUAAUGGUGGGAUCUGUUGUGCUGAGCAUGGCCCCCGAUGAGCACUUCCGCGUAUCCAGCAGUAAUGGCACCGCAUUCAAUACCACCGUGAUAGACUAUGUGGCCAGAGAUACAGCAAGAGUACUGAUUGCGAGCACCCUUACUCUUUUGGUUGGAAUCAUACAGUUGAUAUUUGGAGGUUUACAGAUUGGAUUCAUAGUGAGGUACUUGGCAGAUCCUUUGGUUGGCGGAUUCACAACAGCUGCUGCCUUCCAAGUGCUGGUCUCACAGCUGAAGAUCGUUCUCAACGUUUCCACCAAAAACUAUAAUGGAGUUCUCUCCAUUAUCUAUACUCUGAUUGAGAUUUUUCAAAAUGUUGGCAAUACCAACCUUGCUGAUUUCAUUGCUGGAUUACUCACCAUUAUCAUCUGUAUGGCGGUUAAAGAAGUGAAUGACCGAUUUAAGCACAAAAUUCCAGUCCCUAUUCCUAUAGAAGUAAUUGUGACAAUAAUUGCUACUGCCAUUUCAUAUGGAGCCGACCUGGAAAAAAAUUACAAUGCUGGCAUUGUUAAAUCCAUCCCAAGGGGGUUUUUGCCUCCCAUACUUCCACCUGUGAGUCUGUUUUCUGAGAUGCUGGCUGCCUCGUUUUCCAUCGCCGUGGUGGCUUAUGCUAUUGCAGUGUCUGUGGGCAAAGUUUAUGCCAUCAAGUACGAUUACACCAUCGAUGGGAACCAGGAAUUCAUUGCCUUUGGGAUCAGCAACAUCUUCUCGGGAUUCUUCUCUUGUUUUGUGGCCACCACUGCCCUGUCCCGCACCGCCGUCCAGGAGAGCACCGGGGGAAAGACCCAGAUUGCCGGCAUCAUCUCGGCUGGGAUCGUGAUGAUCGCCAUCGUCGCCCUGGGGAAGCUGCUGGAACCCUUGCAGAAGUCGGUCUUGGCUGCCGUUGUCAUCGCCAACCUGAAAGGGAUGUUCAUGCAAGUGUGUGACAUUCCUCGUCUGUGGAGACAGAAUAAGAUAGAUGCUGUUAUCUGGGUGUUUACGUGCAUAGCAUCCAUCAUUCUGGGGCUGGACCUCGGUUUACUAGCCGGCCUCAUGUUUGGACUGCUUACUGUGGUCCUCAGAGUGCAAUUUCCCUCAUGGAAUGGCCUGGGAAGCGUUCCUAGCACAGACAUUUACAAAAGUACCAAGAGUUACAAAAAUAUUGAAGAACUUGAAGGAGUGAAGAUUCUUAGAUUUUCUAGUCCUAUUUUUUAUGGCAACGUUGAUGGUUUUAAAAAAUGUAUCAAGUCCACAGUUGGAUUUGAUGCCAUUAGAGUAUAUAAUAAGAGGCUGAAAGCACUGAGGAAAAUACAGAAACUCAUCAAAAAAGGACAAUUAAGAGCAACAAAGAAUGGCAUUAUAAGGGAUGCUGGUUCAUCGAAUAAUGCUUUUGAGCCUGAUGAAGAUAUUGAAGAUCCAGAAGACCUUGAUAUCCCAACCAAGGAAAUAGAGAUUCAAGUGGAUUGGAACUCUGAGCUUCCAGUCAAAGUGAAUGUUCCCAAAGUGCCAAUCCAUAGUCUCGUGCUUGACUGUGGAGCUGUGUCUUUCUUGGAUGUUGUUGGAGUGAGAUCCCUGCGAAUGAUUGUCAAAGAAUUUCACAGAAUUGAUGUAAAUGUGUACUUUGCAUCGCUUCAAGAUCAUGUGAUAGAAAAACUGGAGAAGUGUGGUUUCUUUAAUGAUAACAUUAGAAAGGACAUAUUCUUUUUGACCGUCCAUGAUGCUGUCCUCCAUCUACAGAACCAGGUUAAAUCUCGAGAAGUUCAAGAUUCCAUUUUAGAAACGAUCACUCUCAUGCAGGACUGUAAAGAUCCUCUUGAAUUAAUGGAAGCAGAGCUGAUUGAAGAAGAACUUGAUGUCCAGGAUGAGGCUAUGCGUAGUCUUGCUUCCUGAAAGCGGGCUCAGGAGGUUGCUAUAAGCAAGAACUGCAAGGCAGAAUUCACCCACCGAUGUCAUUCUAUGCAAACAUUUUCUGCAUUGACUAUUUCUUUGGACUUGAAACACUCAUUCUCUUCCCAUUCGAUUUUUAAAACGCUUUUUUUUUUUUUUUAACCUCUUAGUCAAUGAAAGAGAACCACUAAGAAUUUUUUGGAAAGGCUUUAUUUAUAAAAUGGAUAGCCUACCUCUAAAAUGUGCAAAAUGGUGAGGAGAAUUAUCCAGGUGAUUUAGUCAUGUCCAGAUCUGCUGAUGUGAUGAUGCUGCUGUUCCCCCAUCCACCCAACAGAUUUGCUGACAGUGUUCUCGUGGGUACUGGAGUACCUCUGUUAGUUGGGAUAAGUGUGCCCCAACAGCCUCCGUGGGCGGGUGAAUCAGGAAGGAUUGUCAUAAAAAGAAAUCCAUUUCUCACUGAACUGGAUACCCAAGAGUGGCACUGGUCACAGUGUAGGGUCACACUGAAUAACUGCAGAAAUUUAAUUAACACAUUUAUCAAUCAAAGUCUUCAAAAAUCGCUUUUAGUAAAUGCAUAAGCAAAGUUUUUAAAAUGCAAACUUAGUACUUAAUAAUCAAUGUGAUUAUACGUGACCAGAUAUGUAAACAGAGCUCAAAAUUUAAAAAAAAAGGUUCACUUAAAAACUAUAGAGCCAGGCUGAUCUGUUUUACAAACACUGAUCCAGAGAAGCAAAGCAAUAAGAUUAUUGUGGUUGGUAGAAGUCAUUUUUUGGUAUGAUAAUAGUCAUGGAUCACAAUUAAGAUCAAAUAAAAUAUAUGACAGAUUGUCUCCAGCUUAAAAAUGUAGCUUUAAUUUAGUUUGUAGGAAUGAUCAUCAUGUACAGGUAUAAAGAGGUAUGGUCUAUUUAAAAUCUAAUGCAAAAAUUGUGUUAUUUUGAACAAAAAAUUUUUGAUAUGUUUCUAAGACUGAGUUCAUAUUUUUGUCUAAAACUUAAGCAGCGUGUACAGUGAUCUGUAACAGAAUUCUGACUACCUUUCCCCCACAAAAAUUUAAGAAGUGAACAUCUUAUAUAUAAGUCUAUGUUUAAAAUGAGUUUUUUUUUUUUUU
This is a messenger RNA of Mustela erminea (ermine), 3739 nucleotides long. It is a transcript of the gene SLC26A4, whose product is annotated as solute carrier family 26 member 4. Gene Ontology annotation, molecular function: secondary active sulfate transmembrane transporter activity; oxalate transmembrane transporter activity; chloride transmembrane transporter activity. Gene Ontology annotation, biological process: transmembrane transport. Bases 292 to 2634 code for a protein of 780 amino acids. The record is from RefSeq and is a predicted model, not a curated record. The transcript has 21 exons. Lineage: Eukaryota; Metazoa; Chordata; Mammalia; Carnivora; Mustelidae. Gene Ontology annotation, cellular component: membrane.